AUGAAACAAGAAUGCAAUGUAUGUUAUUUUAACUUGCCUGACCCAGAGUCCACCUUAGGUCCAUAUGAUAAUGAAUUAAAUUAUUUCACUUGGGGACCAGGAUUUGAAUAUGAACCUGAACCACAAAGAAAGCCAUUGUCAAUAGAAGAAAGUUCUGAAAACUCCGAAGAAUCCGAAGAAUCAGUUGCUGACAUAGAACAACUUGAAGAAAAAGUAGAUGAAAGUGAUGUGAGGAUAUAUUUUAAUGAAAAGAGUAGUGGUGGGAAAAUAAGUAUAGACAAUGCAUCUUACAAUGCUCGAAAAUUAGGUUUAGCACCAUCAAGUAUCGAUGAAAAGAAAAUUAAAGAAUUAUAUGGAGAUAACUUAACAUAUGAACAAUAUUUAGAAUAUUUGUCUAUAUGUGUCCAUGAUAAAGAUAAUGUAGAAGAACUUAUUAAAAUGUUUGCACACUUUGAUAAUAAUUGUACUGGUUACUUAACUAAGAGCCAAAUGAAAAAUAUUCUUACAACUUGGGGUGAUGCAUUAACAGAUCAAGAAGCCACAGAUGCUCUUAAUGCCUUUUCAUCAGAAGAUAACAUUGAUUACAAAUUAUUCUGUGAAGAUAUAUUACAAUAA
Molecule: messenger RNA, 615 nt
Organism: Plasmodium reichenowi
Lineage: Eukaryota; Apicomplexa; Aconoidasida; Haemosporida; Plasmodiidae
Product: myosin A tail domain interacting protein
Exons: 1
Coding region: 1-615 (204 amino acids)
Cellular component (GO): myosin II complex
Molecular function (GO): calcium ion binding
Source: RefSeq, a predicted model, not a curated record